UGACCAACAAAUGUCUCCUCGUCCGUCAAUCGUUCCGCUGGACACCGGGGACUCCCCCACUUCCGACAUCGGAGCAGGCACGACCGUCACGCAACCCGAGGCCCCUCCCAAGGAACCUGCAAGGGGCAACUGCAGGGUGUGCCUGAAAGCCUUCAGAGGUCACCAGCUGGACCAGGCCAGGUCCUGCGCCGAGUGCUCGCAAAGGGUCUGCGAAGACUGUGCGAGUUACAGCAAGAUGGACGACGGGGAAGAUACUAGGAAUUGGACUUGCAGUGUUUGUAGAAGGAAUUGCAACGGAGGCACUCCGAAACGCGUCUGGGCAGCAGUGCGGGUACCGAUGGUCUGUCUGUGGGGGGCUUCGGGGGCGGCUUGGCACCCCCUAGGAGCCCCGAGCUACGCAGGCACUCUGAUGUGUCGCCUUCAUCACUCAAGGAACUCGAAAGUUGAAAUCUGGAAAGCCAUCAUCUGAUCAGUCAUCGAAUAAACCAAUGAAACCUCUUGGCAGUCCGUAUGGCUCUACAGCUGAUGUCGGUCCCCCACAGGUCAGCGAUCCAGACGAGGGUCCCGAGUAUCACGACAACGCAGCUAUGAUGAAGAGGUGAAAGCAGCCAAAGGAAUCUCCCCCGGUGGCUCUCCAGCGACAGGUCCCGAUGGCUCCGCCGCUGGCCUGGGACUGCCUGCCCCUAUGCCGAGACGCGCCUCCGCCUAUGACGUGUUCGCUGGCGCACCGGGCGGCCUCCCAACCGUAGCAGGCCCGCCCAUGGGUAGAAGGGCAUCGUUCCGCGUUGCGCCACCCACUCUCGGUCGAGCAACAGAGCCCGACCACCGAAAACGAUGUGGGGCGGGCUCUCAUGCCGAUCAUCACAGGCGCAGGGUUGGGGGGACCUGUACCGGAGAUCGG
Molecule: messenger RNA, 901 nt
Organism: Acanthoscelides obtectus
Lineage: Eukaryota; Metazoa; Arthropoda; Insecta; Coleoptera; Chrysomelidae
Source: the annotation of a GenBank genome assembly